This is a messenger RNA of Procambarus clarkii (red swamp crayfish), 1209 nucleotides long. Its product is annotated as proteasome subunit alpha type-1. Lineage: Eukaryota; Metazoa; Arthropoda; Malacostraca; Decapoda; Cambaridae. Gene Ontology annotation, cellular component: proteasome core complex, alpha-subunit complex; nucleus; proteasome core complex. Gene Ontology annotation, biological process: proteasomal protein catabolic process; ubiquitin-dependent protein catabolic process. The record is from RefSeq and is a predicted model, not a curated record.
UUUGGAAUGUUUAUUAAAGAAAGGGGAAUGGAAGUCGAGGUUCCCCCCGCACCAUAACAUCACCGGUGUUUGGAUGGUGUCAGGCGCCAGCUCUCACCAUGUUUCGUAAUCAGUAUGAUAAUGAUGUCACUGUAUGGUCUCCACAAGGACGUCUCCACCAGGUGGAGUAUGCCAUGGAGGCAGUGAAGCAGGGUUCUGCCACUGUGGGUGUCAAGAGCUCAUCUCAUGCCGUUCUGGUUGCUCUAAAGAGAGCUUCUUCAGAACUAGCAGCUCACCAGAAGAAAAUAAUGCCAAUUGACAAACACAUUGCAGUUUCAAUCUCAGGGUUGACUGCUGACGCUCGUGUCUUAUCACGAUUUAUGAGGACAGAGUGCCUGAAUGAGCACUUUGCUCAUAACCAGGCUUUAUCUUUAAACAAACUGAUGGAGCGUGUUGGUGCUAAAAUGCAGAUUGCUACUCAGCGCUACGACAAGAGGCCAUACGGUGUGGGUCUUUUAUUAGCAGGAUUUGAUGAAGAUGGUCCCCAUAUUUACCAGACCUGCCCUUCUGCUAACUACUAUGACUGUCAAGCUAUGGCAAUAGGUGCGCGUUCCCAGAGCGCUCGCACCUACCUUGAACGCCAUCUUGAAGAGUUUCGCAAUUCUGCACGCGAAGAGCUUAUUCGUCAUGCACUACGGGCUCUCAGGGAUACUCUUCCCAAUGAUGUGGAACUCACCAAUAAGAACUGCAGCAUAGCAGUGGUGGGUAAAGAUGAGGACCUAAGUAUAUACGAUGAUGAUGAUGUAAAUCCCUACCUGGAAGGCUUGGACCAAGAGGAACGACGGGGUGGUACCGGAGCACCCCGAGAUGCUCAGCCACCUGCUGGUGGAGACGAUGCAGCUGCUGCCAGUUCUACUGAUGCAGCUGCUAGUGCUGCUGCACCACCACCACCUCCAACAGACGAUCAACCACAGGAUUCCAUGGAUACAGACUAAGGAUUCUGCAGUUAUCCAUUUGUCUUGGGUUUAGGAUUUUGUAUUUUUUUCUUGGCACCACUUCAGUUGGAUACAUCUUAGACCAGAUGUUGCAUCAUAUUACAAAAAAACAUUUAAUAAAAAAUCUUGUAACUGACUAAUUAUAUCGGAUAAAUCUAAUUUGUGCUAUCUUGUCUUUGGUGGAUAUUUUGUUACCAGGAACCCUUGUAAAAUUCCUUAAUAAAGUUAUACAUAG